Messenger RNA from Daucus carota subsp. sativus, 600 nucleotides. RefSeq lists its product as uncharacterized. The coding region runs from base 1 to 600 and encodes 199 amino acids. The record is from RefSeq and is a predicted model, not a curated record. The transcript has a single exon. Lineage: Eukaryota; Viridiplantae; Streptophyta; Magnoliopsida; Apiales; Apiaceae. Gene Ontology annotation, molecular function: nucleic acid binding; zinc ion binding.
AUGAUUCAAGGAAGGCCCCCAGUACCCGAAUGUAAGACUUGUGGACGAAGACACAGAGGACAUUCUAGACAAGAGAAUGUGGUUUGUUAUGUGUGUGGAAAGAAGGGGCAUUAUGCAACUUUAUGUAAGGAGAAAGGAAUUACAUGUUUCUCGUGUAGAAAGAGAAGGCACUAUGCUAAGGACUGCCGACAAGCUGGCAAGGAGAGCACCACCCCCAGACUUAUGUCACCUCCACCAAAGAACAACAACGAGAGGAACAACACCACCACUGGUAGCAAGCCCACCAGUCGUGCUUUCAAUAGGUCUAUCAAGGAUGCCAUUGUGGACAAUGAUGUGAUUUCAGGUACGCUCUUAGUAAAUUCUGUGAAUUCUUGUGUGUUAGUUAAUUCGGGAGCUACUAGAUCUUUUAUAUCAGAACGUCUCGUAACUAAAGUGGGAUUGAAACCACAACGAUUAGAAGAAGAAGUGAUUGCGAAUCAAGAAGUAAUACCCAUUAAUCAAGUAUGUCCUAGUUGUAAGAUAGAAAUUCAAGGAAGACUAUUUGAAGUGGACCUUAUUUCUUUUGAACUUGGAGAGUUCGACGUGAUAUGGAUUGGCUAA